CGUGACGCACAGUCAGCUGACGUAGCUACAGUUCUGUCAAGCUCUAAUUUUUGCAGUCGACCUUCGGGGAAUUUUUAUUCAUAGUUCACAUCUUUUCGAGUAAUGGCAAGCCAGUCUCAGGGUAUUCAGCAGUUGCUACAAGCUGAAAAACGGGCCGCGGAAAAGGUCGCUGAAGCCCGUAAACGGAAGAACAGACGUCUGAAGCAAGCCAAGGAGGAAGCUCAGGCAGAGAUUGAACAGUACCGUCUGCAAAGGGAAAAGGAGUUUAAAACCAAGGAGGCUGCGGCCCUGGGUUCUCAUGGUAACUCAGCUGUUGAGGUAGACAAAGAGACCCUGGACAAGAUGAGCCGCAUCCAGAAUAGUUACCAGCAAAACCGGGAAGCUGUACUGAACAACCUGCUGAAGAUGGUUUGCGACAUCAAACCAGAAAUCCAUGUCAAUUAUCGUGUUGCUGGAUAAACCUCCCCCUUCUAUCCACCAUUUUCAUCACAACAGCUUAAACACAAGGAACACUGAGACAAAGACUGGCAUUGUACAACUAUAAAGAUGUUUCAGUCCCAAUGUAUUGGAUCCAAAACCAGAUCACAUUGGUAGAUGAUUCCCACCCCCCGAUGAUAACUGAUGUCUGUGUUUGGGGGGGGGUUGUAGUUGGUAUUUAGUAUUCACCUGGAAGGUUUUAACAUUUCAACCUGCUGAGGUGUAAGUUAUACCUAUUGGUUACUGUAGAUGUUCAAGUAGAUGGUAGUUUUCUGGAUUGGGUCAAUGCAAGUCUUUGUCUCUGCAUUCUUUGUUACCUAUUAUUGUUGUCUUGUGAAAAAAACAAGUAUGUGUGUGUCUGCUGCUAACUAUGUAGUGUGCUGUUUAUUUAUAACCAACCACAAUGUUAUUGUAAUAUUUGAUCACUGUAUAGAAAGCAGGUUCUUUUCCCUGUGGCACAUUUAUCACACAAAUGUCUUGCUCCUCUUUCUGCAAAAUAUGAAUUCAUGGCUUCUAACUAUAAACUUGAUGUGAAGCAAACAUUCCUAUGUUUGAACUGGCUCUGAAAAUACAGAACGUGGUAAUAAAUGUUUGUGUGCGUG
This is a messenger RNA of Electrophorus electricus (electric eel), 1079 nucleotides long. RefSeq names its product ATPase H+ transporting V1 subunit G1 (gene atp6v1g1). Gene Ontology annotation, cellular component: synaptic vesicle membrane; vacuolar proton-transporting V-type ATPase complex; vacuolar proton-transporting V-type ATPase, V1 domain. The record is from RefSeq and is a predicted model, not a curated record. Gene Ontology annotation, biological process: synaptic vesicle lumen acidification. NCBI's taxonomy places the organism in Eukaryota, Metazoa, Chordata, Actinopteri, Gymnotiformes, Gymnotidae. Gene Ontology annotation, molecular function: ATP hydrolysis activity; proton-transporting ATPase activity, rotational mechanism.